CAGGGACUUUUUUUUUGUCGCCCAUCCAAAAACACUCAUGGAAGAUCUACCGCGUAAGGUAGAGCUCAAAUCUUCAUCUCUCCCUCGCCUGCUCGUCCCACAUAUUGCUCUUGAUCUCUCUUCUGCCUUUCCUUGCGCCACAGUCUGGACCGUUGAUCAGUCACGAAACCCCCGUGCUUGGACUAGACACUCGCGACCUGGAGUCCGGGGAGCGGGCUUGGGUGAAGCUCCCGUGCUUGACAUCUUAGCGUUGCGCCAAACGUCGCGGCUAAUGGAAAAAGAACAACUUGCUGCCUUCAUCCGCCACAUCCGUCGAUAAAACUACUCCUUGCCUGCUUUCUGACCGACUUUUGCUUCAAUCCUGUGUCUCGGUCUUCUCACUGCACCGUCACUCACUGCACUCGCUUUGCCAGGUGGUGAUACACCCCAAACGCCGAGUUAGACCAUCAAACGCGUCGCGGAGCUCGUCUACCCAGCAGGAUUCUCAACUAUUGAAACGACAGCCACGAUACAUAUGACCCGAAUGAUUGUCCUGGCGGGUGCACCGGAGCCUAACAAGCUCGAUUGGAACGAAAAGCUUCCACUACCGAAUUCUACGCACAUCGAAACCGCCACCGCGAAUCCGAGCUGCUCGCCACUCUCUCCGACCUCGAAAGCAUUUGGUGCGCAAUGGAGGCAGAUGACUACUCAGAGGCUUCAAAUGCGCCCAAUCCUUCCGAAACUCAACAUUGACGCGAGGCCACCGCCCGAGAGUUUUGAUCCGAGCGGCGCCGACUUCUUCAGCGCAGAUGAACAUGCCGGGUCUCAGACGCCAGGUAGCGACGUGAGUUGCAACGAGUCCCAGCCAUCAGGGAAUUCCAGCGAGACCACUUCCGAAGCGCUAUCGGAGUACUAUGAGCAUUCGUUUGCGAUUCACGAAGCCGUUCCUUCAUCGCAAAUCUCGGCAUUUUCAAGCUACACGCCGGGCACGCCGACGUACGAAAGCAGCGAGGAGAUGUUUCCUCAGACCCCGGGGGGAGGUAUCAUCCGAACGCCGUCACAAAGACGACUAAGCCAGGCCCCACGGCCAAAGCACUUGAGCGAUCUGGACGACAUUCCCAAUGCAAGAUAUCUGACAUCUAUCGAGCCGCAAACUAUGACGGUGAACCUGAUUGUGGGCAUACUGUCAAUAUCGCCAGCUCGGACCGUCAUCACUGGGACAAGGUACGGCAGACCUCGCGAGACAGAGUUAGUGGAAAUGGUUGUGGGGGAUGAGACCAAAACCGGCUUCAGCAUCAGCAUGUGGUUACCGCGAGAAAUGCACGUUAACUGGAAAGACGGCGCCAAGGCCACCCCCGAAGGAUCGCGGAGUGUGCUGCGAAGGUCCCUGCGAUUCAUGAGACCGCGCGAUGUGGUCUUGUUGCAGAACGUCGCGCUGAGUUCGUUUCGUGGGAAAGUGCAUGGGCAGAGUCUCAAAGGCGAUGUGACGAAAAUCGAUCUAUUGUUCCGUAAGAAGGUCGACGACGAUGACAUUAGCGGAAUCUACACCAUGUCGAACCUACGCAUGGCAAAAGACCCGCAAGUGCUAAAGGUCAAGCGGGUCAAAGAUUGGAUGAUGGACUUUGUGGGGGAUCGAGACGACCGGGCUCGUGCUGCGAAGGGCCGGCAGCGAGGGAGGACCGAUUACGGCUUUCUCCCUGACGAUACCCCAUGAUGAGUUUUUGAUGCGACCAUUCCUGUUUGCCUUUUGGACAAACACUACGAACUCAGGUAGAAGGAAGAAUUUCAGGAUACCCGUCAUGACCUCUUUGGACACCAGGGCCAAGAACAUCCCAAGAGAACGGGAGGUAAGAUUGUACUCGUAUCACCCAUGGGCAGAGCGAGAAGCGAGCGAAUUCCGAAGAGAGCAAGGGAUGCUAAAGCCUUGUUUUGUUUCUGUUUAUUUCUUAUUUGUACGAGUAUUCUAGCAUCGAUUGACGAGAUACGACAGCGUUGAAUGGCCAGUACUUAUUUCUGACAACUUGCCACCGAGCUUCUGUACAAGUACAUGGUAUAAUAUAUAGUAUAUGCUAGUUAAAUUUUAGGGUACCAAAUCACUUGGUGAGACACACCAGUCCA
Molecule: messenger RNA, 2097 nt
Organism: Exophiala oligosperma
Lineage: Eukaryota; Fungi; Ascomycota; Eurotiomycetes; Chaetothyriales; Herpotrichiellaceae
Exons: 1
Coding region: 515-1693 (392 amino acids)
Source: RefSeq, a predicted model, not a curated record